Messenger RNA from Staurois parvus, 456 nucleotides. The record is from the annotation of a GenBank genome assembly. Lineage: Eukaryota; Metazoa; Chordata; Amphibia; Anura; Ranidae.
AUGGCUCCACGUAAGGGUAAGGAAAAGAAGGAAGAACAGGUUAUCAGCCUGGGGCCACAAGUGGCUGAAGGAGAAAAUGUGUUUGGAGUCUGCCACAUCUUCGCCUCCUUCAAUGACACCUUCGUGCAUGUGACUGAUCUGUCUGGCAAAGAAACAAUCUGCCGUGUGACUGGUGGAAUGAAGGUCAAAGCUGACAGAGAUGAGUCCUCUCCCUAUGCCGCUAUGUUGGCUGCUCAAGAUGUCGCUCAGAGGUGCAAGGAGCUUGGCAUCACAGCUCUUCACAUCAAGCUGCGUGCCACCGGAGGAAACAGGACCAAAACCCCUGGCCCUGGUGCCCAGUCUGCAUUAAGAGCCCUGGCUCGUUCAGGCAUGAAAAUUGGCCGCAUUGAGGACGUGACUCCCAUCCCUUCAGACAGUACCCGCAGGAAGGGUGGUCGCCGUGGUCGUCGUCUGUAG